Messenger RNA from Danio rerio (zebrafish), 375 nucleotides. Lineage: Eukaryota; Metazoa; Chordata; Actinopteri; Cypriniformes; Danionidae. The record is from RefSeq and is a predicted model, not a curated record.
AUGCAGGAGCCGAUGAAGAAGCCGAGGCAGGAACUGAUGAGGCUGAUGCAGGAGCCGAUGAAGAAGCCGAGGCAGGAACUGACGAGGCUGAUGCAGGAGCCGAAGAAGAAGCCAAGGCAGGAACUGACGAGGCUGAUGCAGGAGCCGAAGAAAAAGCCAAGGCAGGAACUGACGAGGCUGAUGCAGGAGCCGAUGAAGAAGCCGAGGCAGGAAAUGACGAGGCUGAUGCAGGAGCCGAUGAAGAAGACUGGCCAGGAACUGAUGAGGCUGAUGCAGGAGCCUCCAAUAAAGAAGUCGAUGCAGGAGCCUUCAACAAAAGGAGCUGAGUGGUUUCUUCGGCAGACCGCCUUUGUUCUCAACUGCUAAAGAAGGACA